UACCUUUAUUUUCACGCAGAAGACACGACCACGACGCACUUUGAUUGAAAGAAAUAAAACCGCAUUCUAGUCGUUACUGGGCGUGAGGACGUAACUGCAACGGAAGACACAACAACAACGCUACAUUUGUAGUCUUUCCCACUCCACUUGGUCCACCACCCCUGCUUCACAAGCGUGAACGAGAAGGACUGGGAAUGACACUGCGACAAAAUGGCGGAAGAAGUUGAAUUUGUGAGCGAUAAAGAUAUCCCGCAUUUGAAGAAACGUGGAGUACGACUGGCAGAUGCCACACCGGUCAGUGGAUCAACGCUGUUUGGUUUUCAUACUCCUAAGCGUCGUGGUGCAUUAGCUGAGGCUGCAUUGUCAGCAAUUCACAACAAAAAUCCAGUUCACCACGCUCAGAAUGCACUGCCACAGGAUAGGAGGAAAACUCCAAAGAGCAGUGAAAAAAGCAAAGGUGUAUGUCUGAUAUCUUCCCCAACUUCAAAUGUACUGAAGUCACUGUUUGUGUAUACAAAUUCUCCAUCUGAAUUCGCGUUGGCUAUUGCUCAGCUCGCCACACAUUAUGCAAGUCAGAGUAGUUCAUUAUUAAUUUAUUUUGUAGGGGUUGAACAUGAAUCUGAUACAGAUGAUAAUGAUUCUGACAGUGAAGCAGGGACUGUGGAUGAAACACCAACAAGAGUUUCCAAGAAAAGCACCAAAGGAAAUUCAGACCAGAAAGAAGAUGCUCAGGAGGAGUUCUUUGAGCAACAAAGCUCUAAAUGUAUCACUUCUGAUCAUACACUCUCGAAACUAAAUAUGCCACGAAUGGAUCAACAAAAACUGUUGUUAUGUUUGAAUCAAGUGUCCAGCUCGCACCCCAAGGAAAGAUUUGAAUUGUAUCACAAAUUACAAGGUCUGUUUGACAAGUGGAUGUUUCAUUUAAGGAAUGGAUUUAACAUUCUUCUUUAUGGCCUUGGAUCCAAAAGAGUCCUUCUUGACCAAUUCCGGUCAUCUAAACUUUCUUCAAAUAUUCAAGUCAUAGUAAAUGGGUUUUUCCCCAGUCUCACCAUAAAAAAUGUUCUAAACAUCAUAACUGAAGAGGUUCUUAUGUAUGAUGGAGCUUUCAAGAGUGUGACAGAUCAGUGUGACUACAUAAGACAGAACCUUUGCAGUGACAAAUAUUCAGAGGAGAUUUUUCUGAUCAUUCACAAUAUUGAUGGCUCUAUGUUAAGAUCCAAAAAGACUCAGACAAUCCUUAGCCUUCUUGCAGAAGUGGAUACUCUUCAUGUCAUUGCCAGCAUUGAUCACAUCAAUGCACCCCUAAUUUGGAAUCAUACUCAGCUGAGCCGUUUUAACUGGUCCUGGUUUGAUGUGACAUCCUUUGAACCAUAUAGGGAAGAGACCUCAUAUGAGAACUCACUGCUGGUCCAGCACACUGGAGCUCUGGCACUUAGUUCUUUAGUUCAUGUGUUCCGUAGUUUGACUCCUAAUGCCCGUGGUAUUUUCAUCUUAAUAGCACAGCAUCAGCUUGACGAGAAAGAUAAUAGUAGUUAUAUUGGACUGUCAUUUAAUUCUUGUUAUUCCAAAUGCCGUGAACAGUUCCUGGUAAACAGUGACUCAACACUGAAAGCUCAACUAAUAGAAUUCCGUGAUCACAAGCUUAUAACUUCCAAGAAGGGUGCUGAUGGUGUAGAGUAUCUGUAUAUACCAGUUGACUCAGCAACAUUGAAGCAGUUUAUAGAAGAUCAACAGAACAACAACACAUGACAAGAAUAUCUUGAAAUUAUAGUUAAAUGCCAUUUAUGUGACCAAACACUAACACACUCAAAAAUGUAUCAGAAUUGUACAUGUAUUUAAAAGUGUCAGUGCUAAUAAAAGAUUAUUUUUAGAACAAUAGAGGAUGAAUUUGAUCACUGUAUAGUCUGUAAAGUAUAUGUAUAUAUUAUGAUUAAAGCUCUUUUAAUAGUCACCUCCCUUCAACAUCCUCUUUUCUCAGUUACUUUAAUUUGUACCUUUUGUGACAACUUUCUCAAGCAGAUGAUCUUUUGUGAUGUUGUCUUUUAUUUUUUGAAACAAAAUGAAAUAUCUUAACACUGUGAAUAAAAACAACUGAUAGACUCUGUACCUCAUUUUUUUUUUUUUUUAUUAUUCUCUCCCUGAAAUGACUAGUUGUUAUUUUUAUAAUAGCUUUUGCAUGAUCUUUCUACUUCUAUGCUACAAUAAACAUUUCUUUACUAAAUAAAAAUGUGCAACCCCUUUGUGACAAAAUGGUGUCCUGACCCAAGAGUAGCUCACAUUGAACUGUAUGUACUAGUGCAAUGAAUAUAAUUUGAGCUAGUAAUGUGUUGCACAUUGGUCCACAAGAGAGUGCUGGGGGGGAGGGGGGCUCCCAUUCUGCCAAACAGGACUAAAACUAAAUGAAAGUGAAAAAGAAAAGCUAGAUUUCACUGCUUACUACUAAUAAAAGAAUUGCUACCCCAGGAAGAGAAAGAACUCUAUUCUGAACUUAACCAACAUACUUUCAAAUUUCUUUGAUCUGCAUUAGGAGAGAAAUUGUCUGCAUUAUUUUGUAUUGACAAUUUAUAUGUACAGAAUUAGCCUUCAAUUAAUUCAGUUCUUACCUUUAUUUAAGGUUACUCCUAGAGAGUUAUGAGCCAUUAUCCUACAUCUGAUAAAUUAUUUAAUAAUUGGAGGAAUCAUGAAUUCUACUGACAACAAUCAUUCACUUGACUCUGAUGAUGAC
This is a messenger RNA of Stylophora pistillata, 2725 nucleotides long. Its product is annotated as origin recognition complex subunit 2. NCBI's taxonomy places the organism in Eukaryota, Metazoa, Cnidaria, Anthozoa, Scleractinia, Pocilloporidae. Gene Ontology annotation, biological process: DNA replication. Gene Ontology annotation, molecular function: DNA replication origin binding. Gene Ontology annotation, cellular component: nucleus; nuclear origin of replication recognition complex. The record is from RefSeq and is a predicted model, not a curated record.